Molecule: messenger RNA, 847 nt
Organism: Nicotiana tabacum (common tobacco)
Lineage: Eukaryota; Viridiplantae; Streptophyta; Magnoliopsida; Solanales; Solanaceae
Product: glycine-rich RNA-binding protein 2, mitochondrial
Molecular function (GO): RNA binding
Source: RefSeq, a predicted model, not a curated record
GAUAUUUUUCCUCAACGAUCACCGCCUUUAUAUCCUUUUCUGUAUCUGCAUUGAGAAGUGGCUUAAACCCUAGCCGCUCCUCAUUUGUUUCUCUCUCUCCUUAAACCCUCAAAAACUCUCUUUCCUCAGAUUUGUCAAUUUAUCUGCACAAAUGGCUUUCUACAACAAACUCGGUGGUCUUUUGAGGCAGAGCAUUUCUGGAAAUGCAGUAAGUGCAACAUCACCAAUGCCGUCAAUGCUUGAUGCCGUCCGGUGCAUGUCGACGAAGCUUUUCGUUGGUGGUCUUUCAUGGGGAACUGAUGAUCAGUCUCUGAGAGAUGCCUUUGCUACCUUUGGUGAUGUUGUUGAUGCAAGGGUAAUUGUUGACAGAGAUUCUGGCAGAUCAAGGGGAUUUGGAUUUGUGAACUUCUCAGAUGAUGAAUGUGCCAAUGAGGCUAUUAAGGCAAUGGAUGGUCAGGAACUCCAGGGAAGGAAUAUUCGUGUUAGUAUUGCCCAAGAGAGAGCUCCUCGAAGCGGAGGUUUUGGCGGUUCCGGUGGUGGAUUUGGUGGCGGCUAUGGUCAAGCUAGAGACAAUGAUGGAUACUAAGUCACUUUUAUUUUUGCUAAGCUGUCAGUGUGUGAAUGAUAACGUUUAUCUAAGUAGAGGACUUUUGGGGGAUAGCUUUGUUGAGUUUAUCUAUAUUAAGACUUCUUUUCGUGCAAGGUUUUAGUAUCAAUAAUUUUUCCUGAUUUAUUGCUAGUCUUAGUCUUCUCUGUGCUACUUAUUGUUUACUGUAUGUAAGCAUACACCGUCGUGUAUUGACGAAAGAAUAGAUGCAAUCUAUAUCUCUCUUAAGUGCUUUGAAAA